Messenger RNA from Aethina tumida (small hive beetle), 2334 nucleotides. Its product is annotated as proton-coupled amino acid transporter-like protein pathetic. Gene Ontology annotation, biological process: amino acid transmembrane transport. Gene Ontology annotation, cellular component: vacuolar membrane. The record is from RefSeq and is a predicted model, not a curated record. Bases 242 to 1642 code for a protein of 466 amino acids. Lineage: Eukaryota; Metazoa; Arthropoda; Insecta; Coleoptera; Nitidulidae. The transcript is spliced from 9 exons. Gene Ontology annotation, molecular function: amino acid transmembrane transporter activity.
UCCGUUAUUUUCCCAACCGCAUUGUUUCGUCGACAAACUUUUAAUCAAACCAAUUUUUAUAUUUGUAUGUAAAUAAAAUGACUUGCGAAUAUUAUAAUAAUUUGCUGUUUUGUUAUUUUACAAUUGUUUACGGAUCGUUGACGGAACUAUGAUAAAUUUCUGUUCGUUAUUGGCUGUGACAUUUUGAUAUAUUAUAAAUUCGUUUAGGAAAAAACAUGUUUAUUUAAGUGAUACUGCAAACAUGACAGAGAAACAAAAGGAGAAAUACCCAUCGGUAUUUACAAUCGAUAAUUUUAGUUCCACGGCGACAUUAGCAACGAACGAAAUCAAAGUACCGAUUGGAAGUCAGGAUACGUUGAACGAAAAAGUGUAUGAUCCCUUCGAACAUCGACACGUGGAACAUCCUAACACAUUUGGUGGCGCCUUGGUGCAUUUAAUAAAAAGUUCGUUGGGAACAGGAAUUCUAGCGAUACCCAGAGCCUUCAAAAGUGCCGGCUUAGUGAUAGGAUUUAUCGGUACGAUACUGAUAGGAUUACUAUGCACCUACACGAUUCACUUGCUGGUGGCCGCGUCCCAAGAAAUGUGCAGAAGAACGAAAAAACCCAGUCUUGGAUUCGCAGAGACGGCCGAGGCGGUCGUCAAACACGGCCCGAAAAAAAUACAAGGAUGGUCGAAAUCAGCUAGGAACUUCGUCGAAAUUGCCCUUCUGCUCACUUACUACGUAGGAAAUGCCGUUUAUAUAGUCUUCAUAGCCACAUCGAUCAAACAGUUGAUCGAUUAUUUGGAACCUAGCAUUAGCGAUUGGUCCGAUCGGCUAUACAUGCUCAUAAUUAUGGUGCCGUUAGUUCUGUGCUGUCAAGUGAGACAACUGAAACAUCUGGUACCGUUUUCCUUCAUCGCCAAUACUGCUAUGGUGGUAGCUUUCGCCAUCACUCUCUAUUACACCUUCAAGGAGGUGAAAGACGUGGACCUAGACAAGGUUGAUAAGUUCAAGGACAUUAGUGGCAUCCCAUCCUUCUUCAGCACAGUAAUAUUUGCCAUGGAGGGUAUUGGAACUGUGAUGCCGGUGGAGAAUUCCAUGGUCAAAGACAAGUUUAUCGGUUGUCCCGGGGUUUUGAACUCCGCCAUGACGGUCGUUGUGGCCUUGUACUCAAUCAUUGGUUUGUUCGGAUACAUGGCUUACGGCGAAGCUACCGAAGCUACCAUCACUAAAAAUUUACCUAUUGAUGAAAUACCGGCCCAAGUGGCAAAAUUGUGCAUAUCUGUAGCAGUCUUCUUUACCUUCAUGCUGCAGUUCUACGUCCCCAUGGACAUAACGUGGAGGAAGAUCUCCCACAAAAUUAGGGAGGAACGUCAAAACAUUGGCCAAAUCGUCCUUAGAACAUUGGCCGUCUUUUGCAUAACAGGAAUUGCCAUUGCUGCAGGAGAGCAUCUUGGUCCCCUGAUCGACCUUGUAGGUGCCAUUUUCUUCUCAACUUUGGGACUUUUGGUGCCUGCAGUCAUCGAUACGAUCGUCCACUGGGAGGGUGACAAAGGUUUCGGUUACUGGAAAGUUUGGAAGAACGUUUUCAUCGGAAUCCUCGCCAUUUUCGGUCUUGUUACUGGAAGUUACUACGCCAUUUUGGCCAUGACAGAAGAGUAAUAGAUUUUUUUGUGUAGUAUUAAGGAGGAGCAGUCUGUCUGUUAUACAGGCUUUUCUGUGAUAUUUUUAAAUUUAAUGGUUACUAACAAAAGCAUUUAUAUUAGUUACAAGACAUGCUUUUGGAUAUUUACGGUGACCAUUAGAAAUUAGAAGUAUUUGUUAAAAUCAGGUUUUUGAAUUGCAAAUACAACAGAUCAAUUUAUUAACGUUAGAGAAUCUAUAGUAUUAAGCUCAAAACUUUAAUCAAGAUUUACAUAAUAUAAUAAGGAAAGUGUUUUGUCAAUUAACACAAAAAAAUGUAGUUUGUGAUAGUAUAAAUCAAAUGAAUUAACAAUAACAAUGAAGAAAAUUGUGCAUUCCACAUUUGUGAUAUUUUUGUACGUUCUAACAUUCCAUUAGUUUAAUAUUUAACGUUUUCACAUCUGAAUCUUCAAUUUUCUUUAAAUCGUUUUAUUUAUUAUUUUCGUCACGUCCUUCAUCCUAUUAUCUAAGAAACUUUAGUAUUAUGUUGUAUUAAUUAUUGUUAGGUUGUUCUUUUAAUUUUUUAUUUUUGUUUUCUUGAAUUGUAGAUAUUUAAUUGUGUACAUUGAAAUUUGAUGCAGGUGUAUCUGUGAUUUUACAAAUAGUUCUAAAAAACGUUUUACAAAGCUCAAAAAUAUAUACAAAUUUAAAUAAAGUGUUUUUUAACCCAU